AAGCGGCGCUUUGUGAUCGAUCAGAAUCACGCAAUCAGUUAAACAAAGUUCAGUUUGGAGAAGUGCUUCGUCAUGCAGUGUCCGUUUUUAAACAGAUUUACUACUAACUUCGUCCGCAAUUAUGCGGAGGUGUUGUGUCAGUCAUAUGGAAUGUACUGUCCCGUGGUUGGCAAGACGUUGAGUGGGAGUGAGAAAAAACUUUCUCUUGUCGCCUCAUUGCCAUAUGCAGCAACUGUUACAAGGUCGUUAUCCAAACGCGAAUACUCAACCGAGAGUAAUCGCUUUGGGAGUGACGUUAAAGGGAACCAUGAGAAGGAGAGGGCAGUCGCCUCCGCUAGGGAUACAUUUCCCUACGAGAAGUUCUUCAAUGAGCAAAUUAUGAAGAAAAAACGGGACCACUCCUAUCGCGUGUUCAAGAAAGUGAACCGAUUAGCUGGCGAUGGGCUGUUCCCCCACGCACUGGAAUAUUCCGAACGGACGGAGCGACCAAUUACUGUGUGGUGCUCCAAUGACUAUUUGGGCAUGUCUGCACAUCCCAGUGUGAAAAGGGCUGUGCAGGAUGCUCUGAAUAUGCAUGGCUCUGGCGCAGGUGGAACACGGAACAUUUCGGGGAACUCCUUACAUCAUGAACGACUCGAGGAGAAACUGGCCGAUCUUCAUCAAAAAGAGGCAGCUUUGUUAUUUACCUCGUGCUUUGUGGCAAACGAUUCAACGCUGUUCACGCUCGCCAAGCUUCUGCCAGGAUGUCAUAUCUUUUCUGACGCUGGGAAUCAUGCCUCAAUGAUUCAAGGAAUACGGAACAGCGGAGUCCCAAAGCACAUAUUCCGGCACAACGAUGUUGACCAUCUGCGCAUUCUCUUACAACAAUUGGACAAAAGCACUCCCAAGAUCGUUGCAUUUGAGACCGUACAUUCCAUGACAGGGGCGAUAUGCCCACUUGAAGAGCUGCUCGAUGUGGCCCACGAAUACGGUGCUAUUACGUUCAUUGAUGAGGUCCACGCAGUGGGACUGUAUGGGGAUCAUGGUGCCGGGGUUGGUGAACGUGACGAAGUGCUGCACAAAAUGGACAUCAUAUCUGGAACCUUGGGAAAGGCCUUUGGUAAUAUCGGAGGGUACAUAGCAGGGUCCGAUAAGCUUGUCGAUAUGAUACGCUCAUACGCGGCUGGAUUUAUUUUCACAACGUCGUUGCCACCCACGGUGCUUUGCGGCGCUCUGGAAGCUGUCAAUGUUCUGGCCUCGGAUGAGGGUCGUCAUCUUCGUAGUCUGCACCAACGAAACGUUUCUUACCUAAAAAACUUGCUGAAAAGAGAAGGUUUUCCAGUAGAGGACACGCCCAGCCACAUUAUCCCAAUUAAACUUGGGGACCCAUUGAAGUGCACCCAAAUCUCAAACAUGCUAAUCGAACAAUUUGGACACUACCUACAAUCCAUAAACUAUCCAACAGUUGCCCGCGGCCAGGAGAAACUUCGACUAGCUCCGACACCUUUUCAUACUUUCGAAAUGAUGAACGCCCUAGUUACGGACUUGAAGAAGGUGUGGCAAAUGGUUGAUCUGUCGACAAAUGUUCCGCUGUCACCGAACGGCUGCAUGUUCUGCAACACUGAGAGCUGCGGACACCAGGAUACGUGUCCCGACCUCGAGUGUGGUAUCCCCAACUGCCCGCGUCUGGAAAUCUCUGUAGCAGCAUAGUUAACCAAAGCAUUCAAAAUAUUCAACUUUGGCUUAAAUUCUUUUAAUGGUUUUGGACAAAUAAACAAAUGGUUUUGGUGCUUUAACAUGAU
Drosophila persimilis is the source of this 1781-nucleotide messenger RNA. It is a transcript of the gene Alas, whose product is annotated as 5-aminolevulinate synthase, erythroid-specific, mitochondrial. The transcript is spliced from 2 exons. Gene Ontology annotation, cellular component: mitochondrion. Gene Ontology annotation, biological process: heme biosynthetic process; hemoglobin biosynthetic process; erythrocyte development. The record is from RefSeq and is a predicted model, not a curated record. Lineage: Eukaryota; Metazoa; Arthropoda; Insecta; Diptera; Drosophilidae. Bases 73 to 1689 code for a protein of 538 amino acids. Gene Ontology annotation, molecular function: 5-aminolevulinate synthase activity; pyridoxal phosphate binding.